UUCCGGGUACAGGGGCCCCGACUCAGUCUGUUGUUUAGUUUCCCGGCUCUACUGCUGCUGCCGUCGCUGCUUCGUUCUGUGUGCCCCGUGUCUGUCACCGGGGCGGUGCUGUUUGGCGGAGGGGCUAUGGCUGGCCCCAGGCUUCGGGCACAGUGAGACGGCUGCCACUUAUUUACCGGUGGUCCCCGAGGAGGCGAGAUGCUCUGCGUGGAUUCUGGACACCAGCCUGCAGUGCUGUGACUUAUGAACACCAUGCUGUGGGUGAGCCUGGUAAGAAGCUGAUCGCUACCUGUGACAGGAAGACCGGUGACAUUUAAUCACAGAUCCAUCAUGGGAAACGCCACUACAAAGUUCCGCAAAGCUCUGAUCAGUGGGGAUGAGAACCUAGCCUACCACAUUUAUGAAAGCAACCCACAGCUCAAAGACUCCUUGGACCCCAAUACAUCUUACGGAGAGCCCUAUCAGCAUAACACCCCACUACACUAUGCCUCGCGAUAUGGCAUGGGUCGCCUCUUAAGGGCUUUUCUUCACGCCAAGGACGGCAAUCCAAACAAGCGCAACAUUCACAAUGAGAGUUCUAUGCAUCUUCUCUGUAUGGGAGCCCACAUGAUGAUCCAUGAGGGAGGUGUUGAUCACCGCUUGCUCAGGCCCAUUGAUGACGACCGCAAGAGGUCUGAAUGUCUGAAGAUGAUCCUUGAGUGGAAAGGAGCGAAACUCGAUCACGGGGAGUACGAGAGAGCUGCACUUGAUGCCACUGAUAACAAAAAGAACACACCUCUGCACUACGCAGCUGCCUCAGGGAUGAAAGCUUGUAUAGAGCUGUUAGUGAAGAGUGGAAGUAAUUUAUUUGCUGAGAAUGAAAAUAAGGACACCCCGUGUGACUGUGCGGAAAAGCAGCACCACAAGGACCUCGCUCUCAAGCUGGAGUCCCAAAUGGUCUUCUUACGGGAUACGGAGGCCGACGAUAUUGAAGCAGAAUAUGCUGCGUUAGACAAGCGAGAGCCAUAUGAAGGAUUGAGACCCCAGGAUCUGCGGCGUUUAAAGGAUAUGUUGAUUGUUGAGACAGCAGACAUGCUGCAGGCCCCGCUCUUCACUGCAGAGGCUUUGCUCCGAGCGCACGACUGGGACAGGGAGAAGUUACUUGAAGCAUGGAUGUGCAGCCCAGAGAAUUGUUGCCAACGUUCUGGUGUCCAAAUGCCGACCCCUCCUCCUAGCGGGUACAAUGCCUGGGACACCCUGCCCUCCCCACGUACCCCUCGUACCACAAGGUCAUCUGUCACCUCACCAGAUGAGAUCAGCCUCUCUCCAAGUGACAUAGACACACCACUGUGUGGCAUAUGCAUGUGCAAUAUUUCGGUCUUUGAAGAUCCAGUGGAGAUACCUUGUGGACAUGAGUUUUGCAGAGAGUGCUGGGAAGCGUUUUUAAACCUCAAAAUUCAGGAAGGAGAAGCUCACAACAUCUUCUGUCCAGCCUACGACUGCUUUCAGCUCGUCCCGGUUGAUGUUAUAGAAAGUGUGGUUUCUAAGGAAAUGGAUAAGCGCUAUCUGCAGUUUGACAUAAAGGCAUUUGUUGAAAAUAACACGGCGAUCCGGUGGUGUCCAACCCCAGCCUGCGAAAGAGCGGUUCGGCUGAAAAAGCAGGGAUCUAACACUUCCGGCUCGGAUGCUCUGUCCUUUCCGUUGCUGAGAGCUCCAGCCGUGGAUUGUGGCAAAGGACAUCUUUUCUGCUGGGAAUGUCUGGGGGAGGCUCAUGAGCCCUGUGAUUGUCAAACCUGGAAGAACUGGCUGCAGAAGGUUUCAGAAAUGAAGCCAGAAGAGCUUGCGGGAGUUAGCGAAGCUUUUGAGGACGCAGCCAAUUGCUUGUGGUUAUUGACAAACUCCAAACCAUGCGCAAACUGCAAGUCUCCUAUACAGAAGAAUGAAGGCUGCAAUCACAUGCAGUGUGCCAAGUGUAAAUAUGACUUCUGCUGGAUCUGCCUGGAGGAGUGGAAGAAACACAGCUCUUCCACAGGGGGCUAUUACCGCUGUACUCGCUACGAGGUUAUUAAUCAAGUGGAAGAGCAGUCGAAAGAAAUGACAGUGGAGGCAGAAAAGAAACACAAAAGGUUUCAGGAGUUGGACAGGUUUAUGCACUACUACACGAGGUUUAAGAAUCAUGAACAUAGCUUCCGGCUGGAGCAACGUCUCAUAAAAACAGCCAAAGAGAAGAUGGAGCAGCUGAGCCGAGCUCUUAGUGAAGCUGAGGGUGGCUGCCCAGACACGACAUUCAUUGAAGAUGCUGUUCAAGAGCUUCUCAAAACCAGACGCAUUCUCAAGUGUUCUUACCCAUAUGGCUUCUUUUUGGAACCUAAAAGCACAAAGAAAGAAAUAUUUGAACUAAUGCAGACUGACCUGGAAAUGGUCACUGAAGACCUGGCCCAGAAGGUAAACAGGCCUUACCUGCGCACGCCACGACACAAAAUCAUUCGUGCUGCGUGCCUCGUGCAGCAAAAACGCCAGGAGUUUCUGGCGUCAGUUGCCCGAGGAGUGGCUCCGGCAGAUUCCCCGGAGGCUCCUAGACGCAGUUUUGCAGGCGGAACCUGGGAUUGGGAGUAUUUGGGAUUUUCAUCUCCAGAGGAAUAUGCUGAGUUCCAGUACCGAAGAAGGCACAGGCAGCGCCGCAGAGGAGACAUGCAUGGUUUGCGAAGUAAUACUCCAGAUCCCGAUGAUCACAAUGAAGGCACAUUUGAUGCCCUGGAGGUUCGUGGUAACAGAAGACACGGCACGUCCAUGGUAAAUGAAUUUCUUAUUGUUGACUUCAAUAAUCUCCUUAAUAACUCAUUGUUAAUUUUAUCUGUCAAUUUAUUACACUUCCAGCCAUUGAGUUCUUUGGAUGAAGAUGACCCGAACAUUCUCUUGGCCAUUCAGCUGUCAUUGCAGGACUCUGGCCUUUCCGUGGAUGAAGAAACAAGAGAAUUCCUCAAUAAUGAGGCAAGCUUAGGAGCCAUAGGUUCAUCUCUACCAACUAGGCUUGACCCAGCUCCAAUAAACAUUGAUAACCCAAGAUCGGCAUUAAGUAGCUCAGAGCUUUUGGAACUCGGAGAGAGUCUUGUAAGACUUGGCACCAAUGACGAUCCAUAUGUAACAGAUCGCCUUCUUGGUCGCCCUUUCAAUGAUGUUCAAAGUGGUUUGUGUUCAACAUCUAGUGACCUUGAUUCCUCUAGUCAAGACCCAAAUAUGAGUGAAAAUCUACUUGGAAAUAUCAUGGCUUGGUUCCACGAUAUGAAUCCUCAGAGUAUUGCCCUUAUUCCUUCUGCAACUUCAGAAACUGAUGUAGAUUUACAGCCACUGGGUGCCCAUGAACAGCUGCCACAUUCCUCAAUACAGGAAGGAUCACAGAGUCUGGCUGAGGAGCAUGCACUUUUUCAGGAUGCACUAAUUAACGAAGACCAAGAAAUCCACACAGAAGAAAGCACUUCUGAGGAGAAUGUACCUCCAAGUGAAAUGGUGUCACAGAGCGACGAACACACAAACAAUGUCACGAGCAGUGUGAACAGUUCUGAAGACAUCUCAAGUAGAUCUCCAGAACCUGAAAACGAAUGGAUUGAACAAGUACACUUGGUAUGAACAUAGCAAACCAAAUCCGUUCGUGCAUCAUCCACAACCUCGUGUUGAGGUUCUUUCCCAAACCACUGACAGUUAGUAGCUUGAGCACUAUGACGUUUCAUUAGCUCUCAGUCCUUGAAACCAACUUGAACUUUUCAAGAAUUUCUUCUGCGUUUAAAACUGAAUUUUGAUUGCCUUUUUAUUUUCCACGCAAGAAUAACGUAGAGUGCAUUCGACUUUCUAAUGAAAUGCAGUCGUUAUGUAGCCUUGGUUUGAUACUACUUACCUUCAAUUAUGGGUUCAGAAUUUUUUUUCUCUUUCUUCCUAAUGUACCUCGGAUUUUCCCCAACUGAAAAAACCCUGUUUUAUCACUCCACUAAUAAUGAAUACUGUCUUCAUUUUUGUUACACUUUUUAAGGUUAUAUUUUAAUUACAGGAACAAAUUACUUUCAAGGAAAAACUUGGAUCAUAAAAAAUGCUGUAGAAUGUGAACAUCUGCAAACGUUUCCAGUUCGCUUCUGUACACUGAUCCAGUCACUUCAAUUUCGUAUGCUGGUUUCUAUCCAUAUUGGGUCACUCUACCAAUCAAAGAACUGUCUCGGCUGCAUAUGCAUAAGGAAUGCAUUUAAGCCAAUUAACUGACUCAUAAACGUUUAGUAAGUUUAAGGCAAGAGACGUAGUGAUGGAAAAUAUUGUGAAGAAUAAAAUCCAACCCUGCGGUAUA
This is a messenger RNA of Spea bombifrons (plains spadefoot toad), 4309 nucleotides long. It is a transcript of the gene ANKIB1, whose product is annotated as ankyrin repeat and IBR domain containing 1. The record is from RefSeq and is a predicted model, not a curated record. Gene Ontology annotation, cellular component: cytoplasm; ubiquitin ligase complex. Gene Ontology annotation, biological process: protein polyubiquitination; positive regulation of proteasomal ubiquitin-dependent protein catabolic process; ubiquitin-dependent protein catabolic process. Gene Ontology annotation, molecular function: zinc ion binding; ubiquitin protein ligase activity; ubiquitin conjugating enzyme binding. Lineage: Eukaryota; Metazoa; Chordata; Amphibia; Anura; Pelobatidae.